AUCUCUGGCUAGUGGCUAGGAUUCGCUCGGCCUUUUUCAUUUCGAGCAGAAAACCGCGAAGUCUCUGCUCCCGGGAAGUCUCCCGAAGUCCCAACGCCCACCCUCCAACUACCGACGGUUGUCCCCGGAAAUGGUUUCCGUAAUAUCGUUCAGUUCUGUUAGUCCCCAUUUCCACUCCCAUCAUAGAAGUGUCACUUUCCAACCACCGUCUCGCCUGAAAACCUGUACUUUCCGGUGUAGUGGAAACAACCAAACCACUAGUAAUUCUAGUUCAUCGACCAAGGCAGCCUCCGAAUCUGACAACGUGUUACUUAGACUGGCCUGGUAUGGCUCCGAGCUGCUUGGGAUUGCAGCGUCGUUUAUCCGUUCGCCGUCAAAUACUGGAGCUCCCGCCAAAGAGCUUGAGCUUCCGGAAGAUGGAGAGGGAGUGGUUGAUCGUACCCAAGUUGUCGAAACCAUUAAGGACGACUUCCAAAGAUCGUAUUUUGUUACAGGAAAUCUGACUCUCGCUGCAUAUGAAGAAGACUGUGAAUUUGCUGAUCCAGCAGGUUCCUUUAGAGGGCUUCGACGUUUCAAAAGGAACUGUUCCAAUUUUGGUUCCUUAAUUGAGAAGUCAAAUAUGAAACUUAUGAAGUGGGAGGACUUUGAGGAUAAGGGAAUUGGACAUUGGCGUUUCAGUUGCAUAUUGUUGUUUCCAUGGAGACCCAUUCUUUCUGCUACCGGAUAUACAGAGUAUUAUUUCGACGCUCAUUCUGGAAGGGUGUGCAGGCACGUAGAGCGCUGGAAUGUUCCAAAAAUGACUCUACUGAAACAAAUACUAAAGCCUAGCCGGGGCCUUCGGAGUAAGAAGUCUGCAAAUUGAAGGGCUAGGAAAGCUUUCAUGAGCUCAUGAAGAUCUUGUUUAUUCAUCAGUUUCCAAUCAUUGAAACAAUAAACCGGUUGCUGGAAAGAGAGGAAAUAGAAAAAAGAGAAGCAACUGUCUCCAUUAAGAUUAGCCGACCUCUUUAUAGCCUCUGAUUUGCUCAAUAACCCACACAUCAGAACCAUGGAAGAGCAUAAGCAUUCUGGAAAUACGUAAGAAGAUAAUUUACUCUAUAUUAUGGUGUCGAUUGUAGAAUUAUGUGAGAAUGUAGUGCUUAUAUCUUGCUUGUUUUCAGUCAAAAUGUAGAUAUAUAGCCUGUCUGAACUACCCUGAUUCUAAAAAUUAAUUCAGGAAUUCUUGAUUAUGAACAAGUUCAUCGCGUCCUAAAGAUUUAAUGGGCGUGGGAUUUUGUUUUAAAUCUGGUUUCAGAUCACUAAAACAUGGCCAUAGGAAAGUAAUGCUUUACCCCUGUUUUGAUGA
Macadamia integrifolia is the source of this 1342-nucleotide messenger RNA. RefSeq lists its product as uncharacterized. The coding region runs from base 131 to 862 and encodes 243 amino acids. NCBI's taxonomy places the organism in Eukaryota, Viridiplantae, Streptophyta, Magnoliopsida, Proteales, Proteaceae. The transcript has 5 exons. The record is from RefSeq and is a predicted model, not a curated record.